Molecule: messenger RNA, 1176 nt
Organism: Staurois parvus
Lineage: Eukaryota; Metazoa; Chordata; Amphibia; Anura; Ranidae
Source: the annotation of a GenBank genome assembly
CUUUGCAUACUUUUUUUUUUCUUUUCUGAACAAUCCCCAAUUUCUGGUGUCUAUACAGAGCUCAGCGAGCAGCAAAAAGAGUUCCAGGCUACAGCCCGGAAAUUUGCCAGAGAAGAAAUCGUUCCAGCAGCCGCUGAGUAUGACAGAACCGGGGAGUAUCCGGUACCUCUCAUCAAGAGGGCCUGGGAACUUGGGCUGAUGAAUGGACAUAUUCCUGAAAGCUGCGGUGGUCUGAACCUAGGCAUCUUUGACACCUGUCUGAUUACUGAGGAAAUUGCCUAUGGAUGCACUGGUAUUCAGACUGCCAUAGAGGCCAACUCCCUGGGGCAAAUGCCUGUGAUAAUAGCUGGAAAUGAGACACAGCAGAAGAAGUACCUGGGAAGAAUGACGGAAGAACCUUUGAUGUGUGCCUACUGUGUAACUGAACCUGGGGCUGGCUCAGAUGUGGCCGGCUUGAAGACAAGAGCAGAGAAGAAGGGCAAUGAGUACAUCAUCAAUGGACAGAAGAUGUGGAUCACCAAUGGGGGCAAAGCAAACUGGUAUUUUCUUUUGGCUCGGACUAACCCUGACCCCAAAUCCUCAACUGGAAAGGCUUUCACAGGAUUUAUUGUAGAUGCUGACACUCCUGGAGUACAGCCUGGAAGAAAGGAAAUGAACAUGGGCCAGCGAUGCUCAGACACCAGGGGCAUUGUGUUUGAGGACGUCAGAGUUCCCGCUGAGAAUGUCCUAAUUGGGGAAGGGGCUGGAUUUAAGAUCGCAAUGGGAGCCUUUGAUAAGACCAGACCACCAGUGGCUGCUGGUGCUGUUGGUCUCGCCCAGAGAGCUUUGGAUGAAGCUACUAAAUACUCAAUGGAGAGGAGAACAUUUGGAAAACUCCUUGCUGAGCAUCAAGCUGUCUCAUUCAUGCUUGCUGAAAUGGCCAUGAAGGUGGAACUGGCUCGCCUGGCAUACCAGAGAGCAGCAUGGGAAGUGGAUGCAGGCAGAAGGAACACCUACUAUGCCUCUAUCGCCAAGGCUUUUGCUGGGGACAUUGCCAAUCAGGUGGCUGCAGACGCUGUGCAGAUUUUUGGUGGCAAUGGCUUUAACAGUGAAUACCCCGUGGAGAAGCUAAUGAGAGAUGCCAAAAUAUAUCAGGUAAGGAAAACACAAGCCGAAAGAUUACAGCAAAACUGGUAG